Thamnophis elegans (Western terrestrial garter snake) is the source of this 3402-nucleotide messenger RNA. It is a transcript of the gene INAFM2, whose product is annotated as InaF motif containing 2. The coding region runs from base 439 to 795 and encodes 118 amino acids. The transcript has a single exon. Lineage: Eukaryota; Metazoa; Chordata; Lepidosauria; Squamata; Natricidae. The record is from RefSeq and is a predicted model, not a curated record.
CCUCCUUUAUCAGCUCCCGCUGCAUCGCCCCUUUAAUAGCCGCUCGCUCGCUGGUCCCUUCUCUCCUCGCGCCUGCCGCCGCGAGACGGAAAGGCGCGGGCAGAGGGCGAGGUUCCCGGGAAAGAGCCGGGAGGAGGAGAAAGGUUGGCCGAGGGAUCCUGCCGGGGCCGGUUGAAGAUCUCAGCUGCAACUGACUCCAGCUCUCGGCCCCGCUAGUCCGGCCGCCUCUGGGAACCGCUGCCGCGGCCACCACCGCGGUUCUCUUCCCCCGAGGCCCUCUCGCUGCGCAUCUGCUCCUCCUCCGCCAUCUCCUCCUCCGGUAGCCUCGGGCAGGUCGUGAUGUGAUCGGCAGCGCGUCCCUUGGGGAGGCCCAUCCCCAGCGGGAGUCUCAGCACGACGGAGAGGGUGGUGGAGCAGCGGGCCAAGGGCCGCGCCCCCAUGAAGGAGAAGGAGGCGGGGGCGGCCGGGGAGCGGGGCAAGCCGGCCACUUACACCGGGGACAAGAAGGCGCGCAUGGCGGCCAAGACCAACAAGAAGUGGGUGCGCUUGGCCACCGUGCUGGCCUACGUCCUGUCCGUCUCCUUGGCCGCCAUCGUGCUGGCCGUCUACUACAGCCUCAUCUGGCAGCCGGUGAGAGGCGGCGGUCAGCCCCAGCCGCAGCCCCAGCCGCCCGAAGCGCCCCCCAGCCCCGUCAACCCGGGAACCAGCAACGGAGAGCGCCCGGCGCCGCCGAUCGAAGGAGGAGGUGGCGACUCUUCUGCUUCGGUCAAUCCCGGCGACAGCUCGAAGCCGUAAGGAGUCGUUCCGGCCCAGGAGGCCGGAGGCACAACUCCCCCAACUCAUCGGACAGCACCGGUGGCAUCGGAGCCCCUGAUCGCGGAGGGCAGGAGGCCGCCAGUGGGAGAAUCGCGCAGCCGCCGCGGGAAACGUGACCCCAGACUCGACUGGACUCUCUUUCUCUCUUGCAACCGCCCGGCCCCGCCACAGGACCCCGCAGCCGUAUUCUGGACUCCCAGGGCCUGGGGCUCAGAGACGCCUUUCGUUUUACCUCGCCCUCUUGGCAAGACUCGGGCAGGGAAGACUGUAACGGUGUUAGCUUUUUUCCCCUUCCUUUUCCAAAUAUGUCUUUAUUAAUCAAUAAAUACUGGGGGAGCCACGUGAAAUGGAGCUCAGGUAUGUCAGCCUCUCUGAAAUGUACCCGAUGCAUUUCCUUUGUAUUCUUGUGUAUAAAUUCUUUGUAUACAGAUGCACUUAAUUAAUGCAUAGAAAAGAGCUAUAGAGUCUAUAUUCUGUACACACAUAUAUUGGCAGAGCAAUUGUAGAAUGGUAUUCAAAGGGCUAUUGCUGGGUGGAAACCUACUAUGAAAUUCACAUCCAACCUGGGACAGAGGUUGAAGCCGCUUCUGUAAGACCCAGGCCACUAAUUCUGACUUGACCCAAAGUUUGAUUCCUGUUCGCUUCACAUGUAUUUUCUUAGACACUGGUGUCUUGAUUUUAAACCAGAGUGAACACUGGGUGUCAUCUGCUGUAAACAUGGUCAGAAAAUAAUUUAUUUCAGAAGUGUUAAUGUUCUUACUUACACCCCAAUUUUAUGUCUGAAGACAGGGGAGAAUAAAUCGGUUCCUGGCCAUUCUUAGCAAAGCUACGUUGGAUUUGAUGAUUUAAUUAAUUCUGUGCUAUUUCCAUUGUGUGAUAGUUGCUCCCUCUAUUCAGUCUCAAAUCUUGAGACUUUAGGUUACCCCUAAGGUUUUAGACCUUCCGAUAUCACCAUUUUCUAUUUGGAUCAACUUCACUCUUUCUUCCAGCAGUGAGUAAAAAAGGGUUAAUAGAGAUAUCUUCUGAGACACCCAUCUUUCUUUUUCAUUCACCUUGAUGUUUGAGACAACUGCUGGAGCUUCUUGGAACAAGUAAAUUGGAUAUUUAAUACUAUGCUGGUAUAUCUGCUGGAGCUGCAGACCAGAAGUGGUGAAAGCCAGCCCUAUUAGUAGCUCCAGCAUUACAUCAGUAGUAAAGCAGCUAUGCAACCUCCUUCAUAAGUAGUUCAGCCUUUCUCAACCUGGCGCCUUCAGAUGUGUUGGGUAAAAAUUCUUGUCAUCCCCAGUCAAUUGACUGGGUUGGCUGGAAUGAUGAGAUUUGUAGUCCUGGACAACUAGAGGUAAUAGGCUGAAUAAGGCUAGCCUACUGCUUCCCUUGGACUAGCUUUAGAAGCCUUGUUUUUUAUAUUUUUAUCUUAUAUAUUAGAAAUUUAACUUACAGUAUGAGCUGACACCUUUCGUGAUAUAGCUGAAGGAUUACUGAUGCUGAAAGGCUAAAGCCCACCAUUCAGGCAUGGCUGAUAUUCAGGCUUAUUUAGAAAUAAAUCUUUUUCUUACAAAAGUCAUAGUGUACAUUUUGCUGGGUUAAUUUUCUUGUCAUGGGAAAGUGGGAAGUCCUUCUAAAGGCUACUUUGUGCAAUGUUCUAUAGGCAGAUCAAUCAAAUACACACACACACACAAUUGCAGAAUGAAUCUUGUGAUCAAUUAAAGGCUCUUUGCUAUUUUGGAUCAAGCGAACUAAUAUGGCUGCCCCUCUGGAAUGUAUACACUUUUAAUGUGUCACAGAUAUGUUUUACUGAUGCAAGUGUUCAAGUAAGAUUGGAACUCUGAAUGUCAGCUACUAAUCUGUGGAAUUCCAGCAGAAAAAAUAUUCCUAGAAAAAUGUAACCUAUGAAGUAUCCUUUAGUUCACUGGGCACCAGUAAAUAAGACAGUGAAAACACAUUGUGAAAUUUAGAAGCAAGCCUGGGACUUUACUGCCACAAGUUUAUAAACUUAGUAUGGCUGCUUUCAUUGCAGUUUGUUGCCCAGUAAAACCAGGGAUCCUGUCUGGAUAUAUGUAUGUCUGUGGGGGUUGGUUUCUUGAAUUCAGCAUAUUAUUCCAUAACUAGUAACUGAACUAGGAAAUCCCCCAAAGCCAACAUUUUGCAAUGAAGAAUAUGCUAGUAGGUGUUACAAAGGAAGGCCAGAGGCCUUUAAGGGAAAAUAAAAGACAAAAAUGCUAUCUUUAUUCUAGUAAAUAAAAAUAUGUGCCCUUAGAGGAAUUUCCACUAUAUUUUUUUAUAUGUUGUAUAUUUAAAACUAUUAGUGAUGUAUUUUAAACAAGCAAAGACACUUGAUGUGAUUUUGGGAAUGAUUCCAUUCUUGGAAAGAACAAAGCAAAAUGUUGAGAAAAUUGCUAUAAUGUCUAAGCCAUCCAGCCACUUUACUUUGUAUUGUUAUCACUGAACAUCAGAUUUAAUUUUAAGGUUGUAAACAUGCUCUAAUGUUGUCUAUAUCUAAUUCAGCCAUGUAAGCUAUGUCUGCAUUCAGAAGUUCUGUAUAUUUUUAAAAAAAAUAUUUUUAAGGUUAAAAAAUACAUUGAGAGA